CGACUCUCUGGCAGCAACCUCCAUGUCGAUCGUCCAGCUCCGUGUCGAGUUACCGGCCCACUCGUACUCAUUCACUAUUGACGUCUCCUCGAAUGCUACAAUUCUAGAUGUCAAGCGCGAGAUAUCGCGGUCAUGCGCCGGGGCACCGCUUAUAGAGGGUCAGCGACUGAUAUACCGCGGGCGGUUCGUCGCCGAUGCAGAGAAAGUAGAGGACCUUUGGAAGUCUUCUGACGAAAGUCGGGUCUUACAUCUUGCGGUCCAUCCAUCGGCUUGGACAACUAAACCUCCAACGAUUUCCUCACCAGCAGCUCCGGACAUAGCUUCGGCUUUACAGCAGGCUGCUGAGAUGCCAUCCUUGUCGUCCCAGCAGUCAUACCCAUCCACACCUGCUUAUCAGCCUGGAUCGUUUGCUACGCUCGGUCAUAACCCCCUGACUUAUGUCAUCUUCCGGCACAACAAUGCUCUGCUUGCUCUGAUGCAAGAGCCUUUGGUACCUAUGACGGGCUCCGCUGAAGAACGGCAACUCCGUACGAUGGCUGUCGAAGCCGUACAGAAGUAUGGCUUUGUCUGGCCCAGUAUUCUGGACGAGGAGUUCCCCGCUCCUUCGAAUGAGACCAAUGGGCUAAAAUACGAACGGACCACGAUUCAGAAUGGUCUGUAUCUCACGCUCGUUACCCCCGACGCCCAGCCCACGCCCCUCCAGAGUCACGCUCUUAGCGUGUUAACGCACACGUUCCCUCUCCUUUCCCUUUCAUUACCCAACGUCCGCUCGCAGACGUCCAUCACAGCACCUCCAGAUGUGAACGUGCAGGACCUGAAUCGUCACUUACGGCAAAUGGGUAUUCCGCCACUCCGUGUCGCAGUUGCGGACUUGCCCGUCCGAGCUCUGAUGGCUCCCAUGCUGAUACUGGCGUUCCGCACCGCGUUCCUGCUCUACUUCUUCUCUCCCACCAAGAAACCCGUCUUCGCCUUCAUGAUUGGGGCCUGGGUCCUGUACGAGGCCUGGUGCGCCAUUCGCGGUGUGCUUGGCGGGGAGGUCGAUCGGGAUGAUGAAGGUCGUGCACGCCCCGUGCCCCGCGCUGCAGCCAACGCACCGCCAGGUGUUGCCCAGGAUCCCGCAGUCGCAGCUGCAAGGCCUGGUCAGAAUGGUGCCCGCACCGCUGCCAGACCCAGCCAAUCCGACAUCAUACUCCAGAAUAUCGCCGACGUGAACAUGGCCAUGGAAGAGAGGGCGCUCUCCGCAUCAGCCGAUUCCCGUCCGGUACGGGAACCCAGUUUGGGCCAGAAAGUCUCGAUGUUCUUCUUUUUGCUCUUGACCACGCUGCAUCCCGCGAUCUGGGAUCAGCGUCGGAAACUCCUCAGACGGAGGGAGGGUCGGAUACGCACUGAGGCCAACGCGAUGGAAGCUAGUGAGCAGCGCGGGGUUGAGGGCGAGGACGAUCGCCAGGCUCAGGCCAGGGCGGAAGCAAGAGAGCAGUUGUUGGCUCAGCACCGGCGCAGACCGCAAUGGGUGCGGGAUUAUAUUCAACGGGUGCGCUCGGGAGACUGGGUAGAUGACUGACCGCACUUUAUACUACAAUGUACCAUUAUAACUCAGGAUUUUAUGCCGAUGUAGCUCUCAGAUUGCUUUCG
Molecule: messenger RNA, 1632 nt
Organism: Punctularia strigosozonata HHB-11173 SS5
Lineage: Eukaryota; Fungi; Basidiomycota; Agaricomycetes; Corticiales; Punctulariaceae
Exons: 3
Coding region: 23-1561 (512 amino acids)
Biological process (GO): endoplasmic reticulum unfolded protein response
Molecular function (GO): protein binding
Source: RefSeq, a predicted model, not a curated record